Messenger RNA from Pristis pectinata (smalltooth sawfish), 3206 nucleotides. It is a transcript of the gene pcyt2, whose product is annotated as phosphate cytidylyltransferase 2, ethanolamine. Gene Ontology annotation, biological process: phosphatidylethanolamine biosynthetic process. The record is from RefSeq and is a predicted model, not a curated record. The coding region runs from base 120 to 1286 and encodes 388 amino acids. Gene Ontology annotation, cellular component: cytoplasm. NCBI's taxonomy places the organism in Eukaryota, Metazoa, Chordata, Chondrichthyes, Rhinopristiformes, Pristidae. The transcript is spliced from 13 exons. Gene Ontology annotation, molecular function: ethanolamine-phosphate cytidylyltransferase activity.
GGGGGGAGGGGGGGCGUGGCUUCCAGUAACUUCGGCAGCUCGAGCGAGUCUGAGGGCACCGGCGGCGGCGGCGGGUGGUCGAUCGGUCCGUCCGUGUGCGUGGGCACCGAGCCGGCGACAUGUUCAGAAACGGCGUGGCCUCUCAUGACGGCGCCUCGCCCGAGAAGAGGAAGCGGAUGGUGAGGGUCUGGUGCGAUGGCUGCUAUGACAUGGUGCAUUAUGGACACUCCAACCAACUGAGGCAAGCCCGUUCUAUGGGUGAUUAUCUUAUUGUAGGAGUACACACAGAUGAGGAAGUGUCCAAGCACAAAGGUCCACCUGUAUUUACACAAGAGGAACGUUACAAGAUGGUCCGUGCAAUCAAGUGGGUUGAUGAGGUCAUCGAGGGAGCACCAUAUGUAACAACACUUGAAACUCUGGAUAAAUACAACUGUGAUUUCUGUGUCCAUGGAGAUGAUAUUACUUUGACUGCUGAUGGAAAGGAUACAUAUGAAGAAGUAAAGAAGGCAGGCAGAUACAGAGAAUGUAAACGUACACAAGGUGUUUCUACUACUGAUCUGGUUGGUCGAAUGCUCCUCCUGACUAAAGCUCAUCAUAGCAACAUUGAAAAAAAUUCAGACUACCAGGAGCACACUGACAACUUUGGCAAGGGUCCAAAAGGUCACAGCCCAUGGACUGGAGUAUCCCAGUUUUUACAGACAUCUCAAAAAAUCAUUCAGUUUGCCUCUGGAAAAGAACCUCAGCCAAAUGAUACCAUAAUCUACGUGGCAGGAGCAUUUGAUUUGUUCCAUAUUGGUCACGUAGAUUUUCUGGAAAGUGUCUACAAGUUAGCAGAUAGGCCUUAUGUUAUUGUUGGUCUACAUUUUGAUCAGGAAGUCAACCGAUACAAAGGCAAGAAUUACCCAAUUAUGAAUGUGCAUGAAAGAACUCUCAGUGUACUGGCCUGCAGAUAUGUGUCCGAAGUAGUGAUCGGAGCUCCUUAUUCUGUGACUGCGGAUUUGCUGGAUCACUUCAAGGUUGACUUGGUCUGUCAUGGAAAGACAGAAGUAAUGGCUGAUAAGGAUAAUUCAGAUCCGUAUGCUGAACCUAAGCGACGCAACAUCUUCAAAACCAUCCAUAGUGGUAAUGAUCUCACUACAGACCACAUUGUUCAAAGAAUAAUUAAGAACAGGUUACAAUUUGAGGCAAGAAACCAAAAGAAAGAAGCUAAAGAGCUGGCUGCAAUAGAGGCAAUCAAGAGAGCUGACGAACAAAUUAAAGGAAUCCCAGAUCAGAAGAACUGUUAAUAAUGUGAUCCUGAAACAUGCAAUUAGGAUGGGCAUUUACAUCAGUACACUAAAUUUAAUGAAUAAUCUUACUUCAGCACUGUUCUUUUUGUUUACCAGAUUUUAGUACUUUAGAUUUGCAGUGAGUUUGCUUGGCAAAAUUUUUAAUAAUAGUUUUAAUUUAAAAUUAUGGGAUGCACCAAAGGAAUGGUCUGAACAUUUGGGUGUACUAAACCAGCUGCUUGUAAAUAUCCAGAUGGUUAGUGAAUGUGUUUACAAGUCCAGUGCAGUAAAAACUUUAAGUAUAUAAUUUAAAAUUACAUAUUCUAUUUUCAGUUAAUUGACCUGUGAAAGAUAUUGUAGACUUCUCAAAAAUCUAUCACACUUAUGGUAAUUUGAUUUUAUUUAUGUAUCAUGCUGCUCUUCUAUUUAUAAGGGUAUUUUAAGGUGCAAUUAAAAUUAAAACAAUUUUAAUGUUUACUAACAAAACAAUGGUAUCAAAUGAAUUUGCAGAUAUUAAGCCAUGGUAUAUUUUUAAUUUCCUCUGUUCAUAGUGCAGGAAGCAAUUUUAAUCUCAAAUUUGCAUAAUAAAGAUCUUAAACUUUAAUGGGUAUCUCACCACUGCCUCCCAUCCCCAAUAAAAAAAACAAUCUUCAGUGGUUUAAAGAAUAACUUGGCACUAAUGGAAAUUUAUAUUUCAUUCUGUUUUCUUAGCAUAUUUGGUUGUGCCAAUUAUUCCUAGGCCCAAUGCAUUUUGGUAACUUAUUUCAAGGGACCAUAUUAGUAUUUCAAUAGAAUCUGUAAUACAUACUGUCCUAUAAAUUAUAGUUGGUAAAUAAAUUGGUAAUAUUCUAACUCUCUUUUAAUAUGGGUUUAAAAAGAUAAAAGUUCAAAAUUCAUGCAUUUUUCUUUAGGUCUGGUUUGUAUUACAGCACUUAACAACGUAAAUAGCUCAGAUAAAUCUCUUGCUUUAAAUAUCUAUCUACCUAGAAAUUAUGGAAUACCAUUUAAAAUUAUUUUCCUGUAAAUCUUACACUUACCCCUCAUUGUCCACAUCUCUUUUCAAUCAUUAGUGAAGAUUAGUAACAUUUGAGAGCUAGUGGCCUUUGAAACUGAACCAGUAACGUAAUGUCAGGAUAUUUUAUUGAUUUAUGUCAUUAGGUGCUCAGCAAAGGCAGAACUAAUUAAUAUUUGUUGAUUUUUCUUUAUGUUCCAUACUUAGAGGAAGUAAUUUUUUUGAUAUAUUAUGUCUGUAAAUUUGCUUUACUGUUAUAGUUUGCUUUUUAAUGUGUUCAUUUUGCUUCUGGGUUCAUUUAAAUAUUCCGUUUUAUGUUUGUCCUAAAAGUUACAGUUUUAAUUAAUGUAUGUCCUGACAAACCUGUGUCCAUAAAACUUUUAAAUUGAAUGUCAACUUCACAUAAGUGAAUUAAGAGAAGUGUCUUGUCUAACAGUAAAUAUUGAUGUAAGUCAAAAAAUAAACCAAUACUCGUUUUAUUUGGUAUGGUUUUGAAUUAGCAAAGUUCUGACUUCAAAAAUCAUUGUAAGUAUCUAAUGUGAAUAUGCUUUCUUAUGCCCCUUUCAUUAACAUUUGUUUUUUAAGCAUUUUUUGCAUGGAAAUUUUACAUGAUUUUCCUUUUAAUAAGUUAUUAUCACUUUAUUGAGAUCUAUGUUACUGUUACUCCCUGAAUCAUGGUAAUUAAAAGAUCAUGAGGCAGGGAAAAGGAAAGUUGAUGAGUUUAAAUAGAGAGUUGUGUUAGCUCUGAACAGGUAAUUACACAAAAGAUGACACUCAUUUCUGUGAUUUAACUUCAAACUCUGUCUUAUUAAUAGUGCACCUUUUAUAAGUAUCAUGAUCAAAAGCUAUGUUCCUACUCCCAUGAUGAUUAUCUUUUGCCAGUGGAUCAGCCAGCUCAGGAAAAUAUAUUUGCAUAGAACUCUGAA